AUGGCCCGAGAGUUGAGCCAGGAGGCACUACUGGACUUUCUGUGCCAGGCCGGGGGCCGAGUGACCAACGCCGCCUUGCUGAGCCACUUCAGGAGCUUCCUCCGAGACCCCGAUACGCCCCCCAGCCAGCAGCAGCGCCGCCGCGAGCUUUUCAAGGGCUUCGUCAACUCGGUGGCCGCAGUGCGCCAGGACCCCGACGGCACCAAGUACGUGGUGCUCAAGAGGAGGUACAGGGACCUUUUGGGGGAGGAGGGGCUGCAGCGACCCAGAGACCCGCCCGCGGCCGCCGCCCCUGCAGGGGGAGCUGCGCCCAGCUUCCCGCUCCUCGCGCGCAGUGGGGAGCCGCCGCAGCCUCCGCCGCACCAACCCCGGCGGCGGCGGCGCGAGAAGGAGCUAGAGGAGGAGCCAGCAGGUACCGCAGACCCGGCCGCCGAAGCAGGUUGCAAUGGACUCCCCGCCAGCGGGGCCCGGGAGGCGGCCCGGAGAGGCAGCCGGCGGAGGGGCAGCUCUGGCCACAGGGCGCCGGUGCCUGCGGCCGCCCAGGACGGAACGAGGUGUGCGGCGGCCGAGACGCAGGGCCGCCGCUGCUGGGAAUGCCUCCAGAACGGCCUGGGGGGACUCCCGGGCGAGCCGCUGCUCGGCUCACUCCCCGACCCCCCCACCGCCACCGCCAGCGCCUGGGAGAAGCCGGCGCCGGCCCCGCCUGCCCAGGACGACCGCGGGGCUCCCAGGCCGCAGCCGGAAGGUGCGCCCGCGGAGCCCCCGCCGGUGUCCGCCGCACCCCGCUCUCUUCCCACAACCGUCGAGGCUGCUGGGAGCGGGGCUUCCCCACCUGCUCUCCUGUCCUGCCCCACUCUCGCCGGAGAGCCGCCCGAGCUGGUGACCCCGGGCUCCCUGCAUUAUUCGACCCUGCAGAAGCAGCAGCAGCGCACUCGAGAGUGGGUGGCCAGACACCCCCAGAUACCCGAGGCCCGAGACCAGGGUCCCAUCCGAGCCUGGUCGAUACUGCCAGACAACUUCCCCCAGCUGCCCUCGGAGCCGGGCUUCUGGGUCCCGGUAUCUAAGCCAGCACCACCGGACCUCCCUCCUCCCCCUCAUUCUCUCUUUCCCGCUGUUUCGGAAUCCUGGCCCGGGAAGUCACCGCUGGCAGUCUUUCGUAGCAUUCGUUGUCAGCUCUCCCUACAAGAUCUGGAGGACUUUGUGGACCAGGAGAGCCACGGCAGUGAGGAGAGCAGCAGUGGACCCAAAGAGUCCCCUGGGGGUUCUGAAGAAGGGCUGUACCUUGCCCCGGGAGCCCCAGAUGGGAGAAGGCUCAGGAAUCCAGCUGGGGCCCCUUCUCCAAAGGAGGGCAGCCCCAGCAGGAGCCUUCAGGGCCUCAGGAACAGAGAGGAUGGUCACCCUUCUCAGCCCGUCCCAAUAGGAGCUGGUGGCCUUGCAGGCCACCCUCAGCCUUUGCCCUGGCCUGUCCCCAAAUUAAGGAGAUCCCUAAGGAGGAGUUCUAGGGCAGAGAGAGCCAAAUUGUCCUCCUCUGAUGAGGAGUGCCUCGAGGAGGAUUUGCUGAAAAGGAGCCGGCGCCCUCCCCGGUCCAGGAAACCCUCGAAGGUGGGAGCAAUGUCCAGCCCGAGGGUGGAUGCCGCUUUGACACCAAAACCUGCAGACAAUAAGGCUACUGUUGUUGAGUGUGGUCAUCCACACAGCUCAUGGGCCCCUGGAGGGGAGAGGCCUGCAGCCUUGAUCCCCCCCAGAUCUUCCGAGCACAAGUCAUCCUUGGUCCCUCUUGAUGCCAGGGAGCAUGAAUGGAUUGUGAAGCUUGCCAGUGGCUCUUGGAUUCAGGUGUUGACUUUGUUCUGGGAGGACCCCCAGCUGGCUUUGCACAAAGACUUUUUGACUGGGUACACUGCCUUGCACUGGAUAGCCAAACACGGUGACCUCAGGGCCCUUCAGGACUUGGUCUCAGGCGCACAGAAAGCAGGGAUUGCUCUUGAUGUAAAUGUGAAAUCCAGUUGUGGGUAUACCCCGCUGCACCUUGCAGCCAUUCAUGGCCACCAGGGGAUCAUCAAAUUGCUAGUGCAAAGGUUGGCAUCUCGUGUGAACGUCCGGGACAGCAGUGGGAAGAAGCCUUGGCAGUAUCUGACCAGUAAUACCUCUGGGGAAGUAUGGCAGCUACUGGAAGCCCCACGGGGCAAGCCCAUUUUUUCCACCUAUCCCUUGGUUCGAAGCUCUUCCCCCACCAGGAAGGCCAAGAGCCGGGAAAUAUCUAGAAAUGUCACUCGAAAGGCUUCCUUUGCCGCACUGCUGAAAAGUCAGCACAGCAAAUGGAAGUCAGCCAACCAGUAUGAGAAAUUCCCCAGUCUAAGGGAAAGAGAAGAGUAUAGUGACUGA
Mesoplodon densirostris (Blainville's beaked whale) is the source of this 2382-nucleotide messenger RNA. It is a transcript of the gene SOWAHB, whose product is annotated as sosondowah ankyrin repeat domain family member B. Lineage: Eukaryota; Metazoa; Chordata; Mammalia; Artiodactyla; Ziphiidae. Gene Ontology annotation, molecular function: protein binding. The record is from RefSeq and is a predicted model, not a curated record. The transcript has a single exon. Bases 1 to 2382 code for a protein of 793 amino acids.